CAGAGUCUCAUUAUAAAAGGAUCAGGGGAUGGAGCGAUGGUUAUUUAAAAAACGCCUCAUUAUAGAUACUACUGGCCAUUCCAUCCCCGCGUCCAAAUCUUUAAUUUCCGUUGCCCGGCCCCCCCCAUCAUUUUUUCCCUCGCAAACAUCUCUCUCUCUUUCUCUCUCUCUCUCUCUCUCUGAGCUAAUUAAUAAGCUAUGGAAGCUCUGGCUUGUUUGGUGCUGCUCAUCUUGACCAUGUUCAAGGCAUCAGAUGGUGCUUGGUGCGUAUGUAGGUCUGAUGUGAGUGACAGUGCUCUCCAGAAGACGCUGGACUACGCCUGUGGGGCUGGGGCAGACUGCAACCCAACACUCCAGAACGGGCCUUGCUAUCAGCCCAACACAGUGAGAGCCCACUGCUCUUACGCUGUAAACAGCUAUUACCAGAGGAAGGGCCAAGCUCAAGGGGCUUGUGUCUUUGCUGGAACUGCUACUCUCGCUUCUACUGACCCAAGUGCUGGUGGUUGCACAUACCCUGCCAGUCCCAGUGCUGCUGGAACAAGCCCACCCAGCACAGGAACAGGCACAGGGACAGGGACAGGAACAGGAACAGGAACAGGAACAGGCACAGGCACAGGCACUACAAGCCCAAGCCCCCCAGGUUCAACCACACCAAGCACUUUUGCCCCUCCAGGAACAGUGUUGGGGGGGGGCCUUGGCCCCUCUGGCAACAGCAUUUCUACUGAUAGCAGUGCAACAUUCCCACAGCCCCUUGUGCUUCUUCAGCUCCUCUUCUCAGCUAUUAUUUAUGUUUUUCCACUAAUGAGGGGUUGAAUAUGUGCUUAGAUUCUUGCUUACUUGGAUAUGUGACAAAAAGGCAUCUGUUCCUGCACUUUCAAGUCACCUUUUUCUUUGGGGGGGAGCUUUUACUCUCUCUCUCUCUCCAGAAUUUGUUCCUUUCUUUAUUUCCCCUUACUAGUGGCAAACAAGAAAGAGUUUUGAUUCCAUUGAAGUGGGGUGGUGGUGGGAGGGGGGAAUUCCUUUGUUGAAUUAUUUUGUCUUCUUAGGAUUCUUUGUUUUUUUUUUUUUUUUCUCUUUUGUUCUACUUUCUAUUUGUACAUAUAGUGGAGGGGGUAGAAUUAGAAAUGAAAUGUAUUAAUUCUCACUGAUGUGAUUUCUACUUACUACUGGACUUGUAGUACUCUGA
Ananas comosus (pineapple) is the source of this 1186-nucleotide messenger RNA. Its product is annotated as PLASMODESMATA CALLOSE-BINDING PROTEIN 3-like. Lineage: Eukaryota; Viridiplantae; Streptophyta; Magnoliopsida; Poales; Bromeliaceae. The coding region runs from base 199 to 813 and encodes 204 amino acids. The transcript has 4 exons. The record is from RefSeq and is a predicted model, not a curated record.